Messenger RNA from Amoebophrya sp. A25, 1358 nucleotides. Lineage: Eukaryota; Dinophyceae; Syndiniales; Amoebophryaceae. The record is from the annotation of a GenBank genome assembly.
AGAACAUCUUCAAGUAGAUAUCGGAACGAAGUUGAUGAGGUCGGAUUUGCAUUCCUCGGAUGGUAUUCCUGGUAGUGCGUGAAUCUUUGUCGGUGCUAAGCGACAAGUAGUCGAAGAUCGAUUUCGCCAACCACCCAGACCCAACUUUUACAGAACCUGCUGACCUUUGAUGUUUCUUCAGCCCGGCGACAGUUAUGACUACUAGAUACCCCGUAAAGAACUAGAACUACACCUUCAUCAGUGCUGAACAACUAAAUUCUAAUUCGUUCGUCCCUCUACAAAUAAAAUGCGCACAACAAACACGUCGUCGCUGUAUACGGCCUUUUGGGAUGCGAACUCAGAAGAUAAUGAUGCUGCGAUGCGGCAGUUGUUGUCUGGUCGUGGUCAAAAGGCGCUUGCGGCGAUCCACGCAGCCUCCAGCGCUGGUCAAAACGCAAUGGCGCUAGCAGUGAACAUGGCGCAAGAAACGAAUUUAGCUGCAAAUCUAGCGAAUCAGGUAGUCUGCUGCUGAGUAUUCCACUCUCAAAUAGUGGUGACAUUUUCUUUUGUGAUCUUAGUACUUUUUGAGGGCUUUUAGCUGUCGCUGGUUCUACUAGAAUGAUUUGUUCCUCUCGAACUACACGGUUGUACAUCAACCACUAGUUUUCUCCCGCAUCGUGAUACUUUGUCCAUCGUGGUACUUUAUGGUACAUCAAGAAUAUUCCUAGGCCCAAGCUUACCUCGAACGUUACGUUUAUGGUCGGCCAAUGUCGGCUCUACCAGCUAACGUGGCUCCUGAGCCUCCGGCGAUCACAGCACCGCCUCGCGAAGUAGCUUUACACGGUUUGAAUGAAGGGGCUGUUGUUGCGGCGAGCGUUAUCCUUUCUAAGUUGAUUUGCAAGGAGACCGAUAGCGAUAGACCGGGAGGAAGAUUGUGUUCCUACGACUGUCUUCACGAAGGACGAUUAAAAGAGUGCACACAUGAAGACAAGGAGACUGGUAGUGAUGGGAGACGAAGAAGACGAAGGAAGAAACAAAGCGCGAGGAUGGAGGACGUGGAGGAUGCUCGUGAAGAUGAUGAUGUAGAGGUGGAUGCGAUAGUGGAGAAGAAAAAAUACAUUUUGGAGCGCCAUGUGAUCUCUCACGUGAGGCGGAGAGGCUCGAGUGGGAGCACGAUCAUGUUGUACGAAAACAAUUUAUCUAGCAGAACUACCAGAACUCUAUUUCCUGAAGAGGAGCUAACGCCGAAUAAGUCCUCCUUAUUCUUCUGAAGCACCAAAGUUUUGUUAUGAUUCCUUUCUACUGAUUCCUUGAUAAAGUUAUCACGCACAGUCGCACCGUCUUUUUACAGAAACAAAAAGCAGGCAAGUACUUACCUG